AACCUAUAGCUGGUCCAGCCUAAAGCCUCACCUCGGUCACGACUGCUCGGCUGGGACUGGGAAGAAUUCCAAAAGUCCCCCGCGGAAGGCGACGGUGAUCUACGCAGUCAAUUAUGUGCUGGAGAGUGGGUUGGACGUGCAGUUGAAGUUCGGUUCAGGUGACGAGCUUAGUGCAGGGCGGUGAACCUAAUUGAACCAUAGUGUAAUCUGUGUGUUUGCCAACGUGAUAAGCUUAAACGGAGAAAUUGGCGUUCAAGUCACCCGCGGAUAUCAUGCAGCGAUGAGUCAUCUCAAGUUUCUGGGAACGAAACCACGGGAAGCUGCCGAAGGUGUAAUUACAAACCCUUGAGGUAUCGAAUGCAGAAGAAGGAAAACCAGUUCUACCGAACACACCACGUCCAACAAGUAAACAUUCUAAACAACAACUUUAACGUUGGAUCGUGACUUGGGACACGCGAAAGUGCCACCACAUUCCUUGCGCAAGUGUGUUGUUUAGAGAUUUAGCAAACACAACAGGUUGAACGCGUCAUCGCGAACUUGCAAUACCAUAGACGAUGUCAUCGCUAGCUCGUACCAGAACGAUGGUGUGGCUUGGGCUGGUGGUCUUGGCGGCGUUGACCGUAGUGUCGAUCAGUGCGGCAUCGGAGUUCUGUAACGAGACCAAGCCGUGCAAGGAGGACGAGUACUGCGAUGAGCAUAGUUCGAAUUGUGCGCACUGCAGCCAGAUUUGUACCGCCGGAAGGCCGGAGUUCAGCGAGGUGGACUGUAACGGCAGGUGUAAAGAUUACCUAAUUCUGCAACGCAUCGCCACCCUGGAAAACAACCUGUACACCACGAUCAUCAUAUUCGCCGUGGUCCUCGUUCUCCUUGCCGUAACGGUGGCCAUCAUCAUCGGCCAGUGGUCCCGCAAAAAUGGCCACCUUUCGUGUGCCCGGCUAAAGCGCCUCAUCCGAAGGGACGAAAAAUCCAACCCACCACCUGCGAUGGAGUACACCCACGAGAACCCGCACACCAAGAGUCCCAAGUUGAACGCCCGGAGUUCGGUUGGUAGCGCUGGAGGCACCAGCCACAAUGGUCCACUGCCGUUGCCUCCGUCGGCGGUGGGAUCGGUGGCCACGGUUAGUCCGGCCAGCAUCUACAUGGGAAUGGAGGCAAAUGGAUCGGUACGGACUACGGUUACGUCGCUGAACAGUCAAUAUCCGCCGUCGGAGGUUUGGAGGGAUAACUAUGCUUACGAUAAUGGCGGAUUGGUUGUUACUCCCACUGAGAAUAAUUAUGAAUACGUUGAUGCUAAGAUGCAUUUGAGGAGAACUUAGAGUGUGAAGUCUUUAUGAGAGUGGACUAAGGUACUUUGGAACUAGGUAGUAUGCAAAUAUUCUUGUCCCAGUGAUAGUUGUGAGUGUUUUAAUUCAACAAUUCCCUCCACUAGAUUUUCGAUUAAGGAUUAGUAUUAUACAAUGUUCUUUGUCAAAACACGUUGAAAUUACGUUUAAGAUACCCAUCACAAACAAUCACAAAGAAUUUAUCCAUCACAUAUUUUAGCAAGGUUUUGAUAGUCACCAUACAGUCGUAGCAGGAUAUUUCUUUCCAGCAAAAAAUCACAAAACUCAGGAGUUCCUUAAAUAAAACGUAUUUUUUUCGACCCAAUGAA
Messenger RNA from Culex quinquefasciatus (southern house mosquito), 1651 nucleotides. It is a transcript of the gene grnd, whose product is annotated as protein grindelwald. Lineage: Eukaryota; Metazoa; Arthropoda; Insecta; Diptera; Culicidae. Bases 555 to 1316 code for a protein of 253 amino acids. The record is from RefSeq and is a predicted model, not a curated record. The transcript is spliced from 2 exons.